Striga asiatica is the source of this 405-nucleotide messenger RNA. The record is from the annotation of a GenBank genome assembly. Lineage: Eukaryota; Viridiplantae; Streptophyta; Magnoliopsida; Lamiales; Orobanchaceae.
AUGAGGGUGCAGAGAACGAGGAGACCAAAUAGAAGGAGAAAAGGCAAGUCUUUAAUGGAGCGAGGGACAGGUUGGGCGGAAACGGCUGCGGUGGAUGAAGGCUCGUGUUGGGUGGAAGCCAACUUGUUGGGGUCGUCGGAAUUGUCCAUCGGCAGCGGAGGGCGUAAUGCCGGAGGUACCAACGCUGCAGCAGGAGGUGCAACACCUGCAGGAACAAUCACUCCACGUACAACACCUGCUAUGACCGAACCUCCCCCAACACUGGGGACCACCACGCCCUUGUAUGGAGGCGGCGGAGGCACGGGACCCGUAAUCCCGGACUCGCCCAUUUCUAAUGCUUCCCAAUCAACUUUACGUUGUAUAAUUGAAGCUAUUGAAAUCGUCUCAGAUGUGUACUCGCCAUGA